AUGUCAUUACCAGGGACACCAACUACUUCCCCGACUCCGAUGGAUGAGGAUAUUGAACAAACUGUCUCGAUUAACAGUGAACCCAAAAGAGUAAAAGUUUACGUCUUAGAAAACAACGAAUGGAAGGACACGGGGACUGGAUUUUGCGUAGGGGAGGUAGAUGAAAGCAAAUUUGCAUACCUUGUUGUUUCUGAUGAAGACUCCCCCAAUGAAACGCUGUUAAAAUCCAAAUUGGAGGGAAAUAUUGAAUAUCAACGACAAGAAGAAACGCUUAUUGUGUGGAAGGAUUUGGCAGGAAAAGAUAUAGCCCUCAGUUUUGAAGAAAGUAUGGGAUGUGAUGCCCUUUGUGAAUUCAUUGUCCACGUCCAACGGAACAUAGAAUCGAAUAUAUCUUUAGUCACUGUGAAAUCUAGCGACAAUGGCCUUGGGUCCGUUCAUGAUAUUAUAACAGGCCCUGUGACUUUACCCUCUAACGAUCCCGAACAAAAUGGCCAGACUUUACUGGAAGCUUUAAAGAUCUUGAAUGAAAAUACUUCCUUUGAUUUUUUGAAAAACGAAACCAUUGAGUUUAUUCUCCAAUCGAAUUAUGUUGACACAUUAAUUUCCCAUUUUCAUAAUGCAGAAGAAGAAAAGAUACCGAAAGAUUUAUUUUUAUUGAGUAAUAUCAUCAAGACUUUGAUACUUUACAAUCAAAGAGACAUACUGGAGUCAAUGGUCGAAGACGAUAGAAUUAUGGGAAUAGUUGGGAUCCUAGAAUACGACACUGAAUAUCCCACAUCAAAGGCUAACCAUAGAAAAUAUUUAGAAUCAAGGGGGCCAAAUUUUAAAGAGGUUAUUCCAUUGGAAAAUGAAGACUUAAAAAUAAUAAUGAAAAAAUGUUUUCGUCUACAGUUUUUAAAGGAUGUGGUAUUGGUGCGAUUUUUAGACGACCAUAAUUUCAGCUUAAUCUCGGAAAUCGUCAUGGAUUUGGAAACGUGUAUCAUCGACUUCCUUCAAGUGGGAACAUUUUUAGACAGAUUAAUAGUGCUUUAUGAUACGAAUACUCUUCCAGAUAGCUCUUCAGAAAGAGAAAAGUUUGUGCAGAAACGUAAGGACGGAAUCAGAUUAUUGCAGCAAUGUGUUCAAAUGUCAAUUAGUUUAGACGCACUUGACCGUUCCAAAUUUUAUAAGACACUCGUCCGAAAGGGUCUUUUCAAAGUCUUGGAUUAUGCGUUUCACAUGGAAACUGACAGUAAUGUUCGGAUUCUGGCUACAGAUACCAUCAUUACUAUAAUCGAGCACGACAUUCUGUUGAUCCAUAACGUCCAAAAUGAGGAUUCUUUUAAACAGCAACACAAAUUGGCGCCAGAUGAUAAGUGUUCCAGUCGAAACAAUGCGCAAGAUUACAGUUAUAGUACUGACUCUAAGCUAUUAUUAAUACUUUCAACAAUACUUCUUUCGGAUAAAAGUCCCGGGUUACGGGAACAAGUUGUACAAGCGCUGAAUACCCUACUUCAUCCAGAAGGAUGUCUUGGAAAUAAUGAAGGUUCAUGUGAUCUCAUGGGUAGGUGCAGUAAUGAAUCAAAAGACACAUCCGAGGACUUCCCAAGUUUCGGCUAUGGUUUGAACUCGGAUUCAAUCAACUUAAACAAUUAUCAUUACAACAAUGAUGAUAUGAAUGAUUUAGAUGCAACAGAGUCGGAAUUCAAAUUUCAAGUAAAGGAAUAUUUUGCAAAUUUCUAUAAUAGGAUUGCUCCGAUACUAUUUGAGCCACUAAUCAAAAGGGAAAACAUCCCGAAAAUGUCGGAAAGAAGUGGUAAAAUAAAAAAGACCCGAAAAGACGAUCUUUUGUUAAUUCAUUUAGUGAAGUUGGUGUCAUUUGUUUGCACUGAACACGAUCGCGUUUUAUCGAGGAGAUUUAUAUUAGAAAAUGGUAUACUAGACUCUGUCAGCAAGCUUAUCAACAGCAACCACAUAUUACAGCUAAGAUUAACGGCGGUAAGGUGCAUAAAAAACAUUAUAUGUCUUGAUGAUAAAUACUAUCAUCGAUAUAUGAUUUCCAAGAAUUUGUAUUCACCGAUUUUCAAACUCUUACAAGAGAACAUAGAUAAGAACAAUCUUGCCAAUUCUUGUAUUCAAGAUUUUUUUCGCAUUAUCAUAACAGAAUGCAGGGUCCAUCAAGGUGACAAUCACAACAGAGGGGAAGAUGGUAAUGGUACCCAUAAUAUCAGCAUUAAUAUAGCUAAAGUAAAGUCGAAUAGUAACAGGACCAACUUCACCAUUCUAAACAAAUACUUAGUCCAAACGUAUGGGAAUGUUUUAAGGAAAGCUACGUAUAUCCCUUUCAUUCAGGACAUGCUAGAGAUUGGAGAAGAAAAUCAACCUGAACACUCAAGUUUCGAAAAUAGCCUCGAAGGAGAUACUGAUUCAGUAAAUAUUUCCUCGGAUGGCUUGACUUCUAACCAUUUAGAAGAUAUUGACGUGAAAAACGUCAAGAGAUUACAUUCGGAGAUUGAGCACUUUGGCGACGAUCCUCAUUAUUCCAGCGAUAAAUUGGCUUUCAAGAAAAGCGUUGACCAAAUGAAUGCAAGCACAUGA
Messenger RNA from Saccharomyces kudriavzevii IFO 1802, 2577 nucleotides. It is a transcript of the gene PSY2, whose product is annotated as Psy2p. Lineage: Eukaryota; Fungi; Ascomycota; Saccharomycetes; Saccharomycetales; Saccharomycetaceae. The record is from RefSeq and is a predicted model, not a curated record. Gene Ontology annotation, molecular function: protein phosphatase activator activity. Gene Ontology annotation, biological process: protein dephosphorylation; DNA damage response. The coding region runs from base 1 to 2577 and encodes 858 amino acids. The transcript has a single exon. Gene Ontology annotation, cellular component: protein phosphatase 4 complex; nucleoplasm.